AUGCAGCGAUGUCCAUUACAACUCCUCCGGCUACCUAGCUCCAUUCGAUCCCAAUAUGCAUAUGCAUAUGCCUCCUCCCAAUUUGUCUUCGCGCAAUCAAGCACCCGCCCUCGCGCCUUCACUACCUCGAUAGCAUAUCGAGCUCAAGCUUCGAAAGUUCUUUCAGAAGUAGAGCGCCGCAUCCAAGCCAUCCCCAUUGACCGGUUCCGAAAUUUCUGCAUCGUAGCACAUGUUGAUCAUGGCAAGAGCACGCUCAGCGACCGACUCCUAGAAAUAACGGGCACGAUUGCGCCAGGAGGAAAUAAACAGAUUCUGGACAAGCUAGAUGUAGAGCGCGAACGAGGAAUCACGGUCAAGGCUCAGACAUGUAGUAUGAUAUAUAAACACAAAGGGGAGGACUAUCUGCUCCAUCUUGUCGAUACACCAGGCCAUGUAGAUUUUCGUGCGGAGGUUAGCCGUUCGUAUGCUAGUUGUGGCGGGGCGCUUUUGCUGGUAGAUGCCAGUCAGGGUGUGCAGGCGCAGACGGUUGCAAAUUUCUAUUUGGCGUUCUCGCAGGGACUGACGUUGGUGCCGGUUAUUAACAAGGUCGACUUACCUUCUGCGGAUUCGCCGAGGGCUUUGGAGCAGAUGAAGACUGCGUUUGAGUUGGAACCGGAGAAUGCUGUUUUGGUGUCUGCGAAGACGGGAUUGAAUGUUGAGGCGAUUUUACCGCAGGUCAUUGAGCAGAUACCUUGUCCGGUAGGGGACCAUAAGAAACCUCUACGAUUGCUGCUGGUAGAUUCUUGGUAUGAUAAUUAUAAGGGUGUGGUUUUGUUGGUUAGGGUGUUUGAUGGGACUAUCAAGGCUGGGGAUCAUGUUGUUUCUUUUGCAACUGGAAAAAAGUAUUUCGUUGGAGAGGUUGGAAUUAUGUAUCCACACCAAACCGCUCAAAGCUCACUUCGAGCGGGUCAGGUUGGAUAUAUACAUUUCAACCCGGGGAUGAAGAAGAGUGCUGAAGCAUUGAGUGGGGAUACCUUCACAACUGUCGGCUCAGAAGGACUAGUCGAGCCAUACCCCGGAUUUGAAGAACCAAAGUCUAUGGUUUUCGUUUCAGCAUUUCCAGUGGAUCAAAGUGAUCACGGUCACCUGGAAGACUCAAUCAAUCAAAUCGUUCUCAACGACAGAAGUGUGACUCUCCAAAAGGAGUCCUCGGAAGCGUUAGGCGCAGGCUGGAGAAUGGGCUUCCUAGGAACGCUUCAUUGCUCUGUUUUCGAAGACCGUCUCCGACAAGAACACGGAGCAAGUGUCAUCAUCACACCUCCCAGCGUCCCUUUCAAAGUCAUCUGGAGAGAAGGUCUCAAAGAAGAAGUUAUUUCCAACCCAAAUAACUUCCCGGAUAACACCAAAUACCAAAACAAAGUCUCGGAGCUCCAAGAACCAUACGUCUCAGCGACCAUCACACUCCCAGAGGAAUAUCUCGGCAAAGUCAUUGAACUCUGUGAAGCGAAUCGUGGAGAACAAGUGGAACUCACCUUCUUCAGCGCGACCCAAGUAAUUCUCAAAUACGACAUCCCCCUCGCCCAGCUAGUCGACGACUUCUUCGGCAAACUCAAGGGCGCAACCAAAGGCUACGCCUCGCUCGAAUACGAAGACGCCGGCUUCCGACGCAGCAACAUCGUCAAGAUGCAGCUUCUCGUCAACAAAGUGCCCGUCGAUGCCGUCGCUCGAGUCCUCCACCACUCGCAAGUCGAGCGUCUGGGCAAGAUCUGGGUCAAGAAGUUCAAGGAACACGUUGACCGACAGAUGUACGAAGUUAUCAUCCAAGCCGCGGUGGGGAAUCGCAUCGUGGCGAGAGAAACUAUCAAGCCCUUCCGUAAAGAUGUGCUUCAGAAGUUGCACGCGGCGGAUAUUGGACGCAAGAGGAAGUUGCUCGAUAAGCAGAAGGAGGGCAGGAAGAAGUUGAAGGCGGUGGGGAAUAUUACUAUUGACCAUAAGGCUUUUCAGAAGUUCUUGGCCAAGUAG
Messenger RNA from Hymenoscyphus albidus, 2001 nucleotides. Lineage: Eukaryota; Fungi; Ascomycota; Leotiomycetes; Helotiales; Helotiaceae. The record is from the annotation of a GenBank genome assembly.